GGCGGGGUGGGCAAGUCGACGGUAGCAGUGAACCUAGCCUACGCGCUGCACGGCAUGGGCGCUAAAGUGGGCAUCUUUGACGCGGACAUCUACGGGCCCUCCCUGCCCACCAUGGUCUCUCCCGAGCUCCGUGUUCUGCGCAUGGAUGCGGAGACGAGGGAGAUCAUGCCCACGGACUACCUGGGCGUCAAGCUCGUCUCCUUUGGCUUCGCUGGCCAGGGCAGUGCAAUCAUGCGGGGCCCCAUGGUAUCAGGGGUGAUAAAUCAGCUGCUCACCACCACGGACUGGGGGGAGCUUGACUACCUCGUCAUUGACAUGCCGCCUGGCACUGGAGACAUCCAGCUCACGCUCUGCCAGGUGGUGCCAUUGACAGCAGCAGUGAUCGUGACGACGCCACAGAAGCUGGCGUUCAUUGACGUGGCCAAGGGCGUGCGCAUGUUCUCCAAGCUCAAGGUGCCGUGUGUGGCAGUGGUGGAGAACAUGGCAUAUUUCGAAGCGGAGGGGAAGCGCUACUUCCCCUUUGGCCAGGGGUCGGGCAGCGAGGUGGUGGCGCAGUUUGGCAUCCCGCACCUCUUUGAACUGCCCAUCCGCCCCGAGCUGUCAGCAGCAGGGGACAGCGGGCAGCCGGAGGUGGUGGAGGACCCAUUGGGCGAGGUGGCUCGCACGUUCACGGACGUGGGGGCGUGUGUGGUGCAGCAGUGUGCCAAGCUGUGGCAGCACGUCGCCACAGCAGUGAUGUAUGACGAAGCCCUGAGGGCCCUGCGAGUGAAGCUUCCAGGAAGCGACGAGGAGUUCUUCCUGCCCCUGGCAACAUUGCGACGCAACGACCGGUCCUCACAGAGCAUU
Molecule: messenger RNA, 846 nt
Organism: Closterium sp. Naga37s-1
Lineage: Eukaryota; Viridiplantae; Streptophyta; Zygnematophyceae; Desmidiales; Closteriaceae
Source: the annotation of a GenBank genome assembly